GCUUUCAAUAACAAAGAGUACUGUAACCUGGCCCCCUGGGCAAGAAAGAGCCCUGCACUAAAAUUUACAGAAAAUAUAUAAAUACAAGCUGUUAUACAAGAUAUUACUAAAUCCUUAAAUAAUAAUGAAGCUUCCAAGAUAUGGCGGGCAUAUUUUACGCAGUACAAAGCAGUAUCAGUUGAGCAAAUGUGGGCAACAUAAUAACAGAUUUUUAUGCACAGGUGCCAACAGAGUAGGUGCAAUGGAUCCAGAGGAAUUAAGACACUUCAGACGACUUGCCGACAAGUGGUGGAAUUAUAACGGUGUAUUUAAACCUCUGCACAGCAUGAAUUUAUUACGAGUGCCUUUCGUACGCGAUGCCUUACUUCCGUAUUCCGCAUCUAGUUCAGAUUCUAGGCCUCUAGAAGGGCUUGAUGUCCUUGAUGUUGGCUGUGGAGGGGGAUUACUAAGUGAGCCUCUUGCUCGGUUAGGUGCAAAUGUUACAGGGAUAGACCUUGUAGCAGAAAACAUAAGUGCUGCUGCAGCCCACGCCAGCAGGGACCCCAGUCUAAUGGAGCGCCUGACAUAUCAACAUUGUUCAGUGAAUGAUCUACUAGCAGACAAAACAGGUCAUUAUGAUGCUGUUGUGAUGUCAGAGGUCGUAGAGCAUAUCACAAAUAAGGAAGAGAUUAUCCAACCCUGCUGUACCCUACUGAAGGAAAGUGGAUCAAUAUUUAUCACAACAAUUAACAAGACAACGAUGUCACAGUUGCUUGCGGUAUAUGCAGUUGAGAACUUGCUUAGCAUCGUACCAAAGGGAACACAUGACUGGGAUAAAUUCAUUGAGCCUGAAGAGAUGAAGAAUAUUUUAAAGCUUAAUAACUGUCAUACAUAUCUGAUACAUGGAAUGCAAUUUAAUCCACUCACAAAUCAAUGGAGUUGGUCAUCGGACACCAGCAUGAACUAUGCUCUGCAUGCGGUCAAAGAAUAGUAAAGCCAGUUAGUCAUCGGACACUAAACUAUGCUCUACACAUUGUCAAAGAAUGAUAUGCGAGUUGGUCAUCGGGCACAAGUAUAAACUACACUCUACACACUGUCAAGCGAAAAUAAGCGAGUUGGUCAUUGGACUCCAGAAUAAAGUGUGCCAAAGUAAAACAAAAGAGCUGAUCAUUGGCUUGGUCAUCAAAAUACCAGCAUAAACUAUGCUUCAUCUGUGGUCAAUGGAAACUAGAUGGUGGUCAUCUGAACUAUGUUUCAAAAAAACUAAAGAGGUUUGCUAUUGGAAUACUACCUUAAACUAGCUAAAGUAGCUGUUCGGCAGCCAAUGUGGCUUAUUCUAAUUCCAACCAUCCAAAGAAUAUUGAGGACAUCAGGAUGUUGAUAUUUUUACAGGUAUAGCAGGAUGACUGCUAUGCUAUCAACUGCUAUUAUUUUUUUUGAUGAAGUGAUUUGUUUAUCAAUUGUUUGAGUGUCAGCUAGUGCAUUUGUAUCUUCACAAUGUAUCAAAUCUCAUAAAACACAAUACAAACUUUCUUCUGCUUUUAUUGCUAAUUCCAGUAUUAAAAAAAAAAGGUUUUCUGUAAAAUAUCAUACUACUGUACUGUAAAAAACAUUUUUUGUAACAAUAAAAAUAUUUAUAGACAGAAUGGUUCAAAGUAACAUAGUUCUUAUUCUUAUAGUCUUUGUAGAUUACUUUUUGGGCCCGCACAAGGCGCUGAUCCCAGUUUGUUCUUGUUCUUGUUACCAGAAUUUUAAAAGCAUCCAGCACCGCCAGUUUUAAAUGGACAUGCAGGAAAUUUUGUACACAUAAACUAGAGGUGAUUUCCAACAAACAUUCGUCGCCCUUUUUUUUAAGUUGGACUCCCUAAAUUUACUAAAUAAAACAGGGGUUUCGGCCAGGACUGCACUACUGCCAUUACCACUAAUAGGGCACGUCGCAUGGAUGGCGCGGUCGCUUAAGGAUGUAUUCUAAAUAACUUAAGUCUUGGUAUUCAAUUUUUUUUUUUCAAUUUUAAGAAAUUUUAUUUUUUUCAAUUUUAAGAUAUUUUAAUUUUGUAAAAAUGAACAUUCUAAAUAAUUUUAUUUUGUACAAAUAAACAUUCUAAUUAUUUAAAAAUUUCUAUCUUAUUUGCUCUUCCAAAAAACCCAAUAUAAUAACUUGCGCCUGCACCGUAUUUAAGCGUGGAGGAACAUGCAGACUGGUGAACGUUUGCUCUUGUAUAUUUCAAAACUGAGUAUAUGUAUUUUUUAUUUGAGAAAAUGUAGGUAUUUACUAUAUUUCUGACCCAAGUAUUUGAUUACUAUAAAUCUACCCUACAAACUAUAUUUAAAAAAGUACUACUAAGUGAGAAUACAUUCAGUUUCUGGAGUGGAGGAGUUGCAUAGGUCACCACAGAUAAAUUAGUUCAGAAAUGGACUAAGUAGUGGUGACGAGAGGGUUGCAUAUUGCCAUCAUUUUCUUUGUCAGAAUUGCAAAAUCCCUUAAUAAAAAAUAAUAUGGUUAUUUGAAAAAAUAUUAUCUUCAACAAGAUUUAAACCCAAGAAACUCUGGAUGCUGUUUGUUAGCUCUACCAACAGAGCUAUGAGGCCAAGCUAAUGUCCUCCUUUGCAUAAUAUACAAUAAACUGUCCAUCAGAAAUAUAGAAAUAUAAAACAACAACUUUAUAAAACCAUAAUAAAUGUAUUAUUCGAUAUCUAAACGUAAUUUACCCUAAUUACAGCUUCCAAAUGGAUGCUGUUUCAAAAAGUAGAGUAGAUAAUUUCUGCAUUUAAAUUGGUCAGCUUUAGGCUUUUUUCAAUUUUAAAAAGUGCAAUUUUUUGCUUCUAAUCAUAUCAAGGUCACAUCACUUGACCACAACUAAAAUAACAAAAACAUAAUAAUAAAUCCUAGAGUAAUAAUUUAAAUAAUAAUAA
Messenger RNA from Anneissia japonica, 2892 nucleotides. RefSeq names its product ubiquinone biosynthesis O-methyltransferase, mitochondrial-like. Gene Ontology annotation, molecular function: 2-methoxy-6-polyprenyl-1,4-benzoquinol methyltransferase activity. Gene Ontology annotation, biological process: ubiquinone biosynthetic process. Bases 125 to 970 code for a protein of 281 amino acids. The record is from RefSeq and is a predicted model, not a curated record. The transcript is spliced from 6 exons. NCBI's taxonomy places the organism in Eukaryota, Metazoa, Echinodermata, Crinoidea, Comatulida, Comatulidae.